Messenger RNA from Sesamum indicum (sesame), 3147 nucleotides. It is a transcript of the gene MAA3, whose product is annotated as P-loop containing nucleoside triphosphate hydrolases superfamily protein. Gene Ontology annotation, molecular function: helicase activity. The record is from RefSeq and is a predicted model, not a curated record. Lineage: Eukaryota; Viridiplantae; Streptophyta; Magnoliopsida; Lamiales; Pedaliaceae.
GCCAAAGCCAAACCCUUUCUUUUCAUCGUUCAGCCGUUCCCUCCUCUUAUAUGCUCUGCAAUUCUGUUCUGUUUUUCACUCUUCUUUUGCAGUAACUCCCCACCGCACUCCAACUUCUCUUGCGCCGCCGCCCACCAAAGUCUAGCCUGCGUUGGGCCCACUUCCCCACUCGAGCAUCAUUUUACUUGAGAGAUUUAAGUGCGGCUUGGGAGCAAAGCUCCCGCAUUCGAGGCUCGCCGGCCGUUACCGGCGACUUACGUGACUUCCUUUACCACCUCCGCCUUCCCCAGAGAACUGUAGUUUUCUUGCUUUCUGUAGUCCAUAAUAUUUGGCAUUAGACCCUGUUUACUCCAAGUAAAACACGAAUGAUAAAACCCCUGUAGCCGUUAGCUCUCUCAUUGGCAGAUUGAAUUCGCUGAGGUAGAUAUGGCGGUCGACAAGAACAAACUUGAAGAGGAAGUCUGUGUUCUUCGAUUUUAUAAAAUAGUCCUGAGUUGGGAUUACCUUCGCAUCCUCAAAGAAUCAGAUAAGAGAAAUCACAAUAAGAAGUCUGGGGAUGGAGGUGCUGUGGAGUUGAAGGAGGUGAAGAACACAUAUAAAGAUGUUGAUGAAUAUCUUGAUACGUUUGAGCCUUUGCUUUUUGAAGAAGUUAAAGCCCAGAUUGUUCAACGAAAAGACGAGGAAGAAGAAACUGAAUGGCAGCAAGCAAUCGUGGCAGAAUGCAGUGAAGUUAAUGGAUUUCAUUUACCUAUGGUCAUUUGCUCUGAUGCAGAGUUGAUAUCUCAGAAUGAUCUACUGUUGCUUUCAACUAAGAAGUUUGGUGAGGGCAAACAAUUACCUACUACAUAUGCCUUUGCAUUAGUUGAGCAUCGUCAACAAGAUAAGAUAAGACUUCGCUUAUAUUUGGGUGGAGAAAUCAAGAGAUUUAACACAGAUGCUAUCGAGACCUGCCCAAGGCUAUUAAAUAUGCUUCCUAUUGUUACUGAAGUGCAGAAGUAUUUCUAUGUUAUGAAGAUCUGCAGCUUAUCAACUAUAGUCCGUGAAUAUGUUGCUAUGCGGUCCAUUAGUUCUCUUCCUUUCAAGGAUUUAAUAUUAACAGCAUCUGAAUCUGACAAUUCUGCCGAAGAUCGUGCCUGGAAACUAUCUAGACCUCUGGCAGAGUUUAUUCAAAAUAAUCACAAUAAAUCGCAGCUGGAGGCUAUAUAUGCAGGUCUUUCACGGAAAACCUUUGUUUUGAUACAGGGCCCCCCUGGGACUGGAAAAACGCAGACUAUUCUGGGGCUUCUUAGUGCCAUUUUGCAUGCUACUCCAGCUAGGGUACACUCCAAGGGAAAAUUGGUUGGAGUAAAACGUGGGCCAGAAUUGCCUAUUGAAGAAAAGUACAAUCACUGGGAAAAAGCAUCUCCAUGGUUAUCUAGCAUUAAUCCUCGAGAUAUGAUCAUGCCUAUAAAUGGUGAUGAUGGAUUUUUCCCCACAUCUGGAAACGAGUUGAAACCAGAAAUGGUUAAUUCCAGCCGAAAAUAUCGUGUCCGAGUACUAGUAUGUGCUCCAUCAAAUUCUGCCCUCGAUGAGAUUGUCCUGCGUCUCCUAAAUACUGGUAUUCGUGAUGAAAAUGACCAUGCAUACAACCCUAAAAUUGUGCGAAUAGGUCUCAAACCACACCACUCAGUCCAGGCAGUUUCAAUGGAUUAUUUGGUAGAGCAAAAACUUGCAGGUGUGGACUCACAAAGUGGUGACAAGCAAAAGCAAGGUGGUGUAGCAAAGGAUAAAGACAGUAUCCGUGCUUCUAUACUCGAUGAAGCUGUUAUUGUCUUCUCCACUCUGAGCUUCAGUGGAUCAACUCUUUUCAGCAAAUUAAACCGUGGCUUUGAUGUUGUUGUAAUUGAUGAAGCCGCUCAAGCUGUGGAGCCAGCAACCCUUGUUCCGCUGGCCAAUGGAUGUAAACAAGUAUUCUUGGUGGGGGAUCCAGUUCAGUUGCCUGCCACAGUAAUUUCUCCUGUUGCAACAAAAUUUGGAUAUGGAAUGAGCUUGUUUAAGAGACUCCAGAUGGCGGGCUAUCCAGUACAAAUGCUGAAAACCCAAUAUCGCAUGAACCCUGAGAUCCGAAGCUUCCCUUCUAGGGAAUUUUAUAAUGAAGCACUGGAAGAUGGACCUGAUGUGGAAGAGCAAACCAAGCGCUCAUGGCAUAAAUUCCGCUGCUUUGGGCCAUUUUGCUUCUUUGAUAUACAUGAUGGAAAGGAGUCCCAACCAUCGGGAAGUGGUUCUUGGGUAAAUAUUGAUGAGGUUGAAUUUGUCCUUGCAAUGUAUAGUAAAUUGGUAAGUAGAUAUCCAGAGCUUAAGGUGAGUUCCCGACUUGCAAUUAUAUCACCAUACAGACAUCAAGUCAAGCUCUUCAGAGAAAAGUUCCGUAGCACUUUCGGCGUGGAGUCUGAUAAAGUUGUGGAUAUCAACACUGUUGAUGGCUUUCAGGGACGAGAAAAGGAUGUUGCCAUCUUUUCAUGUGUUCGGGCAAGCAAAGAUAAAGGCAUUGGGUUUGUCGCUGAUUUUAGACGAAUGAAUGUUGGUAUUACUCGAGCAAGGGCUUCUGUUUUGGUUGUGGGUUCUGCAUCAACACUGAAAAGAGAUGAUCACUGGAAGAACCUGGUUGAAAGCGCAGAGCAGAGAAAUGUAUUAUUUAAGGUUUCCAAGCCAUACAAUGACUUUUUCAGCGAGGCCAACCUUAAGUCAAUGGAAGUGAAGGAAUCCAUGGCGGAGAAACCCGAGGGCCCUCCGGAGGAAAUGGAUGUUGACGUGCCUAUUGAUGCUAAUGCUGGCAGUGCUGAACAAGGACAACCAGAAGAUAAUGACUGGGGAGAUGCCGGAGAAGGAGAGGCUUACGAAGGGGACUUUGGUGGUGAGGACUAAGACCUAACAAAUUCUUUCGGCUGCGAUUCGGCUUUCGUGCAAAUUAUUUCCAAUGAUUUGAAGUUCUUCAUGAUUGUAGUUUAUUGUCAUCUGAAAAAAUGGCUUCUCUUUUUGCAUUCAAGUAUAUAUAGAAGAACAUUGAUAGUAUGUAUUUUUCUGUUGCUUAUUUGUAAAGAAGUUGUCAAGGUAAUGGUGGUUAAUGGUAUUUUCCCAAUUUAUCUCAGUUUAAGAGAUUCUACCAUA